This is a messenger RNA of Calypte anna (Anna's hummingbird), 5658 nucleotides long. It is a transcript of the gene CPEB3, whose product is annotated as cytoplasmic polyadenylation element binding protein 3. The record is from RefSeq and is a predicted model, not a curated record. The coding region runs from base 143 to 2155 and encodes 670 amino acids. Gene Ontology annotation, biological process: negative regulation of cytoplasmic translation. Lineage: Eukaryota; Metazoa; Chordata; Aves; Apodiformes; Trochilidae. Gene Ontology annotation, molecular function: translation factor activity, RNA binding; ribosome binding; mRNA 3'-UTR binding. Gene Ontology annotation, cellular component: cytoplasm; nucleus; neuron projection. The transcript is spliced from 10 exons.
AGUUUCUCAUUGCAGGGUGAGAGCUCUGAGUUCCGGUGUAAGAGAAAAGAGACGUGGCGAAAUUGCUGUAUAUCUCUGCCCUAUAAGCACAUCUCUCAUUUAGGCUGAAAGGAAGCAAGGCAACAAAAAGGCUGCGCAAACCAUGCAGGAUGAUUUACUGAUGGACAAAAGCAAAGCCCAGCCCCAGCAGCAGCAGCGGCAGCAACAGCAGCAAGAUCCAAACUCUGCAGAAGCCCCAUCUACACCCAUCUCAUCGGAGACACCCAAACCAGAAGACAACAGUUCAGUGACUAGUAUCGGCACAUCAGCUCCUUCCCAAAAUAGCAAGGAGAAGAUGCAGAUGGAGUCUCCCAUUUUGCCUGGCUUGAGCUUUCACCAGCCUCAACAAGAACCUGCAGCCGGCACCUCCUUGUCUCCCUCCUUUGGCAGCACCUGGUCUACAGGGACCACAAACACGGUGGAUGAUAGCUUUUUCCAAGGGAUUACUCCAGUCAAUGGGACAAUGCUUUUCCAGAAUUUUCCACAUCAUGUCAACCCUGUAUUUGGUGGCACUUUCUCACCUCAAAUUGGCCUAGCUCAGACUCAACACCACCAACAGCAGCAGCAGCAGCAGCAAGCUCAGCAGCAGCAGCGGAGGUCACCUGUAAGCCCUAAUCAGGCACCUUUUGCCCAGAGAAAUGCUGCUUACAGCCAUCAGCCCAUCAUGACCAGCAAGCCGUCUUCCUCCUCUGCCUCCUCUUCUUCUUCCUCCAGCUGGAAUAACCAUCAAAAUGCAGCUUGGAGUACACCUUCCAACCCUUGGGGUGGAUUGCAGGCUGGCAGGGACCCUCGAAGGGCAGUUGGAGUGGGGGUUGGCGUGGGAGUGGGGGUCGGUGUACCCUCACCCCUCAAUCCCAUUUCACCCCUUAAAAAACCAUUUUCCAGCAAUGUUAUUGCCCCUCCAAAGUUUGCACGGGCUGCACCCUUAACCCCCAAGUCCUGGAUGGAAGACAACGCAUUCAGGACGGACAAUGGCAACAAUCUGUUGCCUUUUCAGGACCGGAAUAGGCCCUAUGACACUUUUAACUUGCACUCUUUGGAAAAUUCCUUAAUGGAUAUGAUAAGGACUGAUCAUGAGCCUCUGAAAGGUAAACACUACCCUCCCAGUGGCCCACCAAUGAGUUUCGCUGAUAUAAUGUGGAGGAAUCAUUUUACAGGGCGUAUGGGAAUAAACUUUCAUCAUCCAGGAACAGACAAUAUCAUGGCUCUUAAUAGUCGGUCUUCACUCUUUCCAUUUGAAGAUGGCUUCCUAGAUGAUGGCCAUGGGGAUCAGUCUUUAUCAUCGGGUCUCAGCUCUCCAACGCGCUGUCAGAAUGGUGAAAGAGUGGAACGUUACUCUAGAAAGGUGUUUGUUGGAGGUCUUCCUCCUGACAUUGAUGAAGAUGAGAUCACUGCCAGCUUUCGUAGAUUUGGACCUCUUGUGGUGGACUGGCCUCAUAAAGCUGAAAGCAAGUCAUAUUUUCCACCUAAAGGUUAUGCCUUUCUGCUGUUCCAGGAAGAAAGCUCUGUACAAGCUCUGAUAGAUGCCUGUCUGGAAGAAGAUGGGAAACUUUACCUGUGUGUGUCAAGUCCCACAAUCAAGGAUAAACCAGUGCAAAUUCGACCUUGGAACCUAAGUGACAGUGACUUUGUGAUGGAUGGGUCUCAGCCUUUGGAUCCAAGAAAAACUAUCUUUGUUGGAGGAGUUCCACGGCCCCUCCGAGCUGUUGAAUUGGCAAUGAUCAUGGAUCGUUUAUAUGGAGGUGUCUGCUAUGCUGGUAUUGAUACAGACCCAGAGCUGAAGUAUCCAAAAGGUGCUGGCAGAGUGGCUUUCUCCAACCAGCAAAGCUAUAUUGCUGCUAUCAGUGCUCGCUUUGUCCAGCUCCAACAUAAUGACAUUGAUAAACGGGUGGAAGUGAAGCCAUAUGUGCUGGAUGAUCAGAUGUGUGACGAAUGCCAGGGCACUCGCUGUGGUGGAAAAUUUGCUCCAUUCUUUUGUGCCAAUGUUACCUGUUUGCAGUAUUACUGUGAAUACUGCUGGGCAAGCAUACACUCUCGUGCUGGGCGAGAGUUCCACAAACCACUGGUAAAGGAGGGAGGUGACCGGCCCCGCCACGUCCCAUUCCGCUGGAGCUGAACCCCAGGCCUCACCCAGCAGCAAGUACUGGAGUAGAUAAAAUUGAGUGAAAAGAGAGUGCUGCCUCAGGGCUUAGUGUUCUGGAAAUCUGUGCAUUCGUCCUCGACUUUAAUGAAGAUAUGGGUCUUUUUAUUAUUAUUGUUAUUAUUUACAGUCACAUUACUGAACCCAGUGUCCAGUAUAAUACAAACCGGCAGAGUGUAACUGUACUGAUUUUGCACUUUGAUUCACACAAACAUCUGCUUGGUACCUUAAUUUCCUACACAAGACUUGUCACUAGUGACAUUAUGUAGACUGCCAUUCUCAUCAGCCUUCACUGGGUUGAUGUGUAUAUGAUGAAGAUUUUUUUAUUAUAAUUAUUAUUUUUAUUUAAACUGGAGCAUGCACUUAUUUUCAGAAAUUUAGACUUGCCCCUAGCAGAUGACUUACCAAAGGUAAUAUUCACAAGUAGGUGGCAGAUGUAGCAAAAACUUAAACAGAUACUCAGCAAUCAUUAGUUUGGGUCACUUAGAGUAAUAAUAACCCUUAAAGAAAAUAAGCCUUUAGUUGCUCUCCAUUUCGACUUGUAAGGAUGAUACCUCAUAAGCUGGAUCAGACUUUUUUCUUUUGUUUUGCUGAGGGGUUUUUGUUUGUUUGUUUUGUUUUGUUAGGUCCUUUAGUGUUAUGUAAAUGUAUGCUGCAAUAGCUUUUGCUGCUAUUAAAAUGGUAUUACUAAUACCAUAAUACUCUAUUCAGGCUAGGGUAUCAAUUAAAAAAUGAAUAUGUGAUUAAAAUAGUGAUGGCUGCUGAAAGGAGAUCAGUAUAGCAUACAGAAAAGCUUCCAAGGAAGGUCAAUAUUUUUUGACUGCAUGUUUACUUAAUCAGGUUGCUGCAUGCAAUAAAUUUUAUAUAUGUCUAAUAUAAAACUUGCCCACGAUGCACAAAUUAUGAAUCUAUGUAGGCUAAAAAACACUCAGUAACAAAGAAAUUGAUUACUGACUGGAGGAAGGCAUGCCUCAGUAAAUGUAAUGCUUCUGAAAUUAGGAUCAGCCCAUUACAGAAUGACUUAUAUUACAACAAAUAUAAAAAUCUAGCUGUAGAAUAUUCUUAAAACAAAUUUGUGGAUAGUAGAUGAAGUACUUUGCGGUGCUCUGUUAUAUAUCGUGCAAUUUAUUUUAUAUAGUAAAGUGAUUAUGUCUAGUACUGUGAUCAAACUUAACUGUUAAAGCCUCUGUAUCCAACAUUAACAUAUUUUUGACAGUUCAUAACAGGUACAUAAACAGAAAUGAGCUCUUAGUAACAAUCUCUCUCCUAAUGCUUGCAUCAUUUACGUAGCUGCAGACCUUGCCCAGAAAACCAAAGAGCUCAUGCUAGAGUACAUACACUACCAAUUAGAUAGUCUGUCAAGCUAACAAAGUAGGCACAUUUAAGAAAGUUAGGAAAAAAAGUGGUGCUAAAGAAAUGUCUGCAUAUAACAGUAACAUCAGAUGUCUGCUCUGUGGGUGUGGCGUUAUCUCUCUAAUCCCUGGAUGUAUCCUGUGAAGCUUGAAUACAAUUAAGACCUGCUAACACAGUGGACAUUUUUUUAGCAUGAACUAUGGGGCUGCAGAUAGAAUAUCAAUAUAAACACACUUGGUAUACUAAUAAUUGUGAGAAUGUGUACACUAUUUUUUCUUUUUCCUCCUUUGUUUUUGCAGUUCUGGGGACAAUCUGACUGGAUAUGACACCGCAUAGUAGAUUUAAAUGUUCUGGGUUUUCUUUGUUGUGAUGUCUUUGGUUGUGUCUAAUUUAGUAAGUUGCUUUUCCCAAUGUUUAGUUGCAAGUAUUGGCUUUGAAAGGAUUUUUUCUGUUUUUGGAAAAAAAACAAAAAAAAAAAAGAAAAAAUAAGAAAAAAUAGUUUUUUACUGGUUUAAAAUGCUUAUUAUAAUUAUCACUUUUGAAGUUACUUCUGGGUGUUUUUGUGAUAUUGCUUUUCCCAGCCCAGGUGUCUUUUCUGUUUUUUUUCAUCUGUACAAGACAUUUUGUUAUGCACUACUUUUUGUAUCUAGACAGUUUUCAACAGUCGGCUGAUGAUUUUUUUUAAAGAAAAAGGCAUGCUUUCUGACUGACAUGAUCUUUUGCAAUACCUCAAUUUUGAAAUAUAGGAAAGAAAAUGAUAUUUUCUAAGUAAGUUUAUUCAGAAAAAUAUAUAUUAAUUUAAUUCUGCAAGAAAAAUGAUUUAACAGAUGGGUAACUUUAUUUUUUUCAUGCUUAUUUGAGUUUUUUUGAAAAUGAAGAAGUUAGAGCUUUAUAACUGUAAUAUUAAAGAUCAUAGCUAACCUACAGAAAUCUACCUAAUUAUGUGAAAGAAGUAAACCUUUUUGAAGAAAUACCCCUCUUUCAUGUCAAAAAAAUACCCCGAAAGAGAGAGCGAGAGAGAGAAGCUGGAAAAUGAACAAUAUAGCAUAAUGUUGGAUUAAAUCUAAACUAAAAUCAUCAUAAAGAACAGGUGUAAACACAAAGUCCAUUUGGUGCUGAAAGUUGUGAAUAGAAGGUGAAAAACUAUUUUCCCUUAAUUUGUAUAUUUAUAAUCAAGUGUGAUUACGCACGACUGACCAGAAUUGUGAGAGUUCUUCUGUUUGUAUUUUUUUUUAAAGAGAACUUUUUUUAGUUUAUUAAAUUAUAACAUGCUCCCUUUUGUUUUGUAAAUGAAUGUGCCCCUGAGUUGUUAAUAUGUUAUAUUAAAAGAGGGUCCUUCAAAAAAAGUUAUUUUUUAAAAUAUGGAGUUCUGAACUGCAACUUGACUAAGAAGCCCCUGGGUACAACAGGUCCUAUUGUGGCCUUUUCUGAUGUGAGACUUGAACUAGUCGAUUUUUUUGAAGGCUAACCUAACCUCGACUAUUUGUUGUUAUGUGCAAUACUGUUUGUACUGUUUGUAUAAAAAAAAAAGAAAAAUGAAAAGAAAAAAGGCAUAAAUCUUUAUUGCAGAUUUAUUUUCAUUGCAGACUUUAGACAUUGUGAUUCACUAAAAUCAUUUUUCUACUGUCAAAUAUGUACCUUUUCUUCAUGCUGGUAUUUUUUCAAUAGUAAUGUAGCCUUUGUACUGAGACAAAUUUUCAUUGUUAUUUUUAGAAAGAUUUUUUGCUAAGAAAAAAAUUAAACAUAUUUACAUAUUUUUCAUUUUUAUUUCUUAUUUUCUUUAAGGAGUGCUUUCUCAACCAUUAAUAUAGUUGUUUCUGGGAGAGACUUUCAUAUCUGGUCAAUGUCAUUAAUAUUAUUUUGUAUUUUUACUUGGAAUAAAUUAAUUUUAUGAUGCUAAUUCUUUAAAAGUUUAUUUUUUUCAUUUUCAGUUAUUUUUGAAGCUAAAAAUCUUUGUAAUAUUGUUACUAAAGUGUCUAGUUUUUUGAAAUGCAAAGCUUUAUGUAUUAACUUGCUGAUGUGGUUUACAAUAGUGUGGCAAUGAUGAAAAUGGUUGAUAUGUAAAGUGAUUGGAAAAUUGUAACAAAGAAUUGGGCAAUAAAAUGACGGAAUGAAGCAGAAAAAAA